GGAGCAAAUCGGGCAAUGAAUUACUAGCUGGUAGCUAGAACACCGAAGUAGCUAGAUAGGCAGCAAAUUAUCGAAUAUAAACCAGGGAGGAGAUUCAGGAGUUAACACCAAGAAAGAGCUCUCGAUAAACUGGUGAAAUAAAUGCCUUUACGCUGAAAAAUGGGUGGAGAUGUGUGUAAAUAGAAGCUAGUAACUUAGCAGGCUGUCAGCGCAAUUUUCAAAGCCAGAUAGGUUUUUUGUUGAUAUCAUUAGCUAAUUGGUUAGUAAUAACAUUAACUAGAAAUGUAUAUAUCGCUUAACCGUGUCAUCUCAUUGUGUUGAUAGCUAGUUAACUAUUUAACUAGCUUGCUAUUAUGACAGUUGAAACAUUGGUAACUAGUUGCGCUUGGAAAUCGAACGAGCAGGCUCUUCAAGAGGAUAGCUUUAGUUAGCCUAAGUUGGCUACGGUCAUUCAAUUAUCCAAAGCUGAUAGUAAACAACGCGUUAUUGUGAAUAGGUAUUGAUUGCAAACCAGUCGACACUUGGCUAACAUCACCGGGAAAUGAAGAAGUUCUUUGAUUCACGCCGGGAACUUGUGAGUUCCGGGCCUGGUUCUGGAGCGGGUGGAGGAGGCACUGGGUCCGGCAGCAGCGGUGGCAGUUUCAUUGGACGGGUAUUCACCAUUGGACGGUAUCAAGUGACCGUUGAUGAAACUGUUGCUGAAGGAGGCUUUGCCAUUGUGUUCCUGGUGCGGACCCACCAGGGGGUCCGCUGUGCCCUGAAGAGAAUGUACGUCAACAGCGAGCAUGACCUGCAUAUCUGCAAGCUAGAGAUCCAGAUCAUGAGGGACCUUGUGGGCCACAGGAACAUUGUGGGUUUCCUGGACUCCAGUAUAACUGCAGUGGGAGCAGGAGAUGUCUGGGAGGUCCUCAUCCUCAUGGAUUUCUGUCGUGGUGGUCAGGUGGUGAACCUGAUGAACCAGCGUCUGCAAACAGGCUUCACUGAGGCAGAGGUGCUGCAGAUCUUCUGUGACACCUGCGAGGCUGUGGCCCGCCUCCACCAGUGCAAGAUGCCAAUCAUCCAUCGAGAUCUCAAGGUGGAGAAUAUCCUGCUCCAUGACCGGGGACACUACGUGCUGUGUGACUUUGGUAGCGCCACCAACCGCUUCCAGGACCCUCAGACAGAGGGCAUUCCACUGGUGGAGGAGGAAAUCAAGAAGUACACUACUCUGUCAUACCGAGCCCCAGAGAUGAUCAACCUUUACAAUGGCAUGGUCAUCACUACAAAGGCAGACAUCUGGGCUAUGGGCUGCCUACUGUAUAAACUGUGCUACUUCACCCUGCCAUUUGGGGAGAGCCAGGUGGCCAUCUGUGACGGCAGCUUCACUAUACCAGACAACUCCCGCUAUUCCCCGGACAUGCACUGCCUCAUCAGAUACAUGCUGGAGCCUGACCCAGAGAAGAGACCAGAUAUCUACCAAGUGUCCUACUUCUCCUUCAGGCUGGCCCGUAUCGAAUGCCCCAUCCAGAACAUACAUAACUCUCCCAUUCCUACAAAACUCCCUGAACCAAUCAGAGCCAGCGAAGCUGUGGCCAAAAAGAGUCAAUCCAAAGCCAGGCUCUCAGACCCUGUCCCCACAAUGGAGACGUCCAUCGCGCCCCGUUCACGCCCCAAAGCUGGAGGGGCACAGUCCAUAGGCAUCCUGCCCAUCCAGCCGGCCCUCACCCCACGCAAGAGACCCAACAUGGCUGCAGGAGGGCCCCAGCCCAUAGGUGUUUUAGGCACCGCCCAGCCUGCAGUUGCUGUCCAAUUAGUCCAGCAGGCCACACCCCCACUGGCUCAGACCGCCCCUUCGCAGCCCAUGGCCACGCCCCAGCAUCAGCAGGGUCUCUUCAUGAAGCAGCAGGCUGCAGCCUUCUUCAGCCCACAGCAGCAGACCAACCAGACCCUUUCUCUCGCUCUCUCCUCCCAGCAUCUGGCUCCUGGACGUGGGCUCCACAAGGUUGGCUCCCUGACGCCCCCCUCCUCCCCAAAGAUGCCCCCCCGAGGCAGUCACAGACGCAUCCUGAGCGACGUCACCCACAGUGCUGUGUUUGGGGUCCCAAUCAGCAAGUCAACCCAGCUACUGCAGGCGGCUGCAGCCGAGGCCAGCCUCAACAAGUCCAAGUCAGCCAGCACCACCCCCUCUGGCUCCCCCUGCUCCUCCCAGCAGAGUGUGUACCAGCCAGGGGAGGGUGGUGCCCAGACAGCCCCCUCUGUACCCACUGGCAGCUGGAACCCUUUUGGUGAUGACAACUUCUCCAAGCUCUCUGCAGAGGAGCUGCUCAACAAGGACUUUGCCAAGCUGGCCGAGACUACAACAGGGGAGAGGGCCGGCCUCUCCACAGAGAACCUCAUCUCAGGGCUGCAGCCUGUCUCUGCUGCUGGGGCCACAUGCAAGGCUUUCCCAGCAGUGAAGGCUGAGAUGUGUGUGGACUCUCUCAUCCCGGGCCUGGAUACAGUCUCAGCCAGCCUGCCAGAUCCUCUGGCUGGAGAGGACUCUCUGCUGGGCUGCUCUCUGCUGUCUCACACCUCCACCCCUGGGGAUCAAACUGUCUGUGCACCACCCUCCUCCUGCUCCUCUGCCCCUCCUGGCUCUGCUUCCUGUCUGGACAAGCUAGCUCCAGUCUCAUUUGGCACUGCCCAGACAUCUGCUGAGCUGAAAGAGGAGAGUAAAAGCCACGCUGUGCUAGACAAGGGGAGGUCAAAGUUUGAGCUGCCUGAAGAAGGCCACAGAGCAGACAAGGGCUGUGUCCACUCCAGCGAUGAGGAAUUUGAGGAGGAAGACAAGAGAAAGGAGGUGCAAUGCAGGAGGGCCAGUGAGAGUGAUGAGGUGGUCCAUGACUGCAGUGGUUCCAGACCUUUGCUGCUGGAUUCAGAUGAAGAGGAGGAGCAGGGGUCUGAAUUACCCCUCCCACCCUCCCAGCCACGCCUAUCACACCCACAACUCUCCACUCCCUCCAACCAACCUACCCCAGGCCCACAUGUCCCAUGCCAGAAUAAUUCCCACCAGAUGCCCCAGAAAGCCAGGGGGGGUGAGGUUGUCCCUGAUGUCUUCUCCAAAGCCCCCUUCAGGGUUGGACAGGAAGAGGCAGGCGAUGUGUUCGCAAAUGCCCCGUUCCCACGUCCCCUUGUUGUGACUCAACAGCAUCCAGAUGUCUUCCUGCAGGCCCCCUUUGUGAAGCCCAAGACCCUGCACCCUCACCCAGCUGUGCUUUACCCUGUGGCCCCUGAACCAGCCCUCUUGAGCCAGGUGGCCCCGCAGCCUUUCCGCCCACAGGCCCUGGCCAAGUACUCCCGACACUUUCAAGGCCCAUUGCCUCAGCAGCCUGUGACAGCUCAGAGGGUGUUGUCCAGCAUGAGCAGGCAGACUGCUGUGAGCUCAGUACCCGUGGGACCCUUACACUCCUGGACUUCAGAGGUGAGUGCAGUAGACCCCUUUGUCUCUGCGCCCUUUCACCUCAAGGCCCCGCAAGAAAAGCCCUGAAAGCUCCCAUCCUUCCCUACAAAGCAGGGGAGCCAGCAUUGGAGGCCACACCUGUGCACACUACACUAAAGCAUACACACUGCAUGCUGUCACCAGCACCGGGGCUGGACUGCAGGGUGGCAUAGAACUCUUAAGAUCUUAUCCUUUACAAACUCGGAAAGGUCUUGAAAUUGCGCAAGGUCAUCAAUGCACUUUUUUGCUGCAGUAGAAUAGAGGUUCCAGUCAGUCCCAGUUAUCCCUGUGCUGGUAGCUGUCAUAUCCUUUGGUAUGCACAGAGGAUAUGGCAGUUGUUUUUUUCUGCCUACCUCAGUUUGCCCUCAGCUUUUCCAUCGGAGCGAAAACAUUGCUCAAUUUAGAGAGCUUCUUGUCGGGGGCCAGUGUUGGAGGUUUAGAUACAGACAGGACACACACAUCCCCCGUUCUAGGCUUUACCGCUUAAUGAAAUUUGACCCUCUGCUCCUUCACUCAGUUCAUUAUCCAUUGCUCUGUAAGGUCCAAUAAGUAUUCCCAUGACAGCCCUGAUCUCUCAGGGUGAUGAUGUCACUACUCAUCCAGGGGUUAUCCUCUCACAGGGGCCCAAGAAAGGCCUCCUAUAUUGGUUCCUCUACAUGUCUUAUAUACUUCUGUUGUUUUGGAAGUUAUCUGAUGACCAUUUUAGCCUAUUUAGUGGUGUAUACUUUUUACGAGGUAGGUUAAUGUACAUCUGGCGGUGCUGUCAUAUUUGAUCAUUUAUAAUAUUAAUCCGAUGCUGGAUUAUGUUGCACAUGUCAAACUAUAAUGCAUUAUGAGUUGACAUUUUAGCCUUUGUUUUGAUCCAAUCCUUCUUAUUCACUUGUGUUUAUGGUCACCUGACUCACAGUGCUGCUAAAGUCAGCCUACGGCAUCUGUCACUUACUGUACAUGCAGGGCAUAUAGUACAGAGCGUACCUUACUGAGGUCAAAGGUCAGAGUUUCACCUUAAACCUGUCAUCACUUGUGGGUGCCUCUGCUGUAUGUAAUUUGGUGUUAGUUGACUUUAAUUUUGAACUGAGCAGGUUGUUAAUGUUGUAGCAGAGACGCCUUAUAGAAGUCCUCAAAUCUCACGACCAGCACUGUUGGCAAAGUCCCAGUCAGCACCUCCACUACACUCCGUCAGCAUCUACUGUUAAUGCUAUGUAACUCUAUGCACUCACAUUCCACACCUGCUCAUUCAAUAAUUUUCUUAAUUAGCAAGCCUACAUUCUACCUGCACUCGAUUCAAUAAGAUUUGGAGACCUUUACAAUCAGCAACCAAUUCUACCUUUACAAAUCAGCACCCCCUGUCAGAACAUAUCAGAAUAACUAAAACCCUUGUGAAGCACCUCAAGCAAAACACACAACUUUCACCUGUGGCAAGUCAGACACACACUUACCUACACAUGCUCAAAAGACACAAUUCCAAGUAAAGGGUCAACACAUGGUUUCAUCAUAAACCCAUAAGUGUUAAGCUUUCGCACUUCUACACCAGAUUUUGCAUUCCUUUUUUUAUAGCCAUAUGAAAUGCUGAUAUGGUAUUCCACUGACUAUUGUAGAGUCUUGAAGCACUUUUCAAUGUUUGCGAUCCAUUACAUUACCUAGUGAUGGUGUGGACCAAUACAGACUUUCUCAGCUACUUGAUCCAAAGUAAGAAUCCCCGUCUUAAAACGAGAAAUUAUUCUGAUUUGCUUUUUGUCAUUUGUGAUUACUCUUUGUAUAACAUGUUAAUUCAUCUGCCGUGCAAAUGAAGACUGAACACCAUCAGCAGCAAUGAUAAUGUACUCUACAAUUACAUGUGUUGAGGUGACAGCUUUCUGAAGUUGUUGAAAUAGUUUCUUUGUAGGUCCUUUCCUGGAAAACUUAAGCAGCAUUUUUGUUUGAUUUGUCUGACUGUAAUAUGUUGUGUUGUAAAGUGUGGUGGCUGAUUCUACAGCAAGCCUCACCUGCUGAACCCUAAAGGCACCCAUAUCAAAAUACUUGAGUCAUGCAAAGCUUGCCGUUCAACACCAUCAUAUCUUGUAUGUUCUUACGUAAAGAUGAAGAUAAAUAAAUGUAUGCA
This is a messenger RNA of Salvelinus namaycush (lake trout), 5558 nucleotides long. RefSeq names its product AP2-associated protein kinase 1-like. Gene Ontology annotation, biological process: protein phosphorylation. NCBI's taxonomy places the organism in Eukaryota, Metazoa, Chordata, Actinopteri, Salmoniformes, Salmonidae. The record is from RefSeq and is a predicted model, not a curated record. The transcript has 17 exons. Bases 542 to 3505 code for a protein of 987 amino acids. Gene Ontology annotation, molecular function: ATP binding; protein kinase activity.